Molecule: messenger RNA, 255 nt
Organism: Emericellopsis atlantica
Lineage: Eukaryota; Fungi; Ascomycota; Sordariomycetes; Hypocreales; Bionectriaceae
Product: 8 kDa subunit-domain-containing protein
Exons: 3
Coding region: 1-255 (84 amino acids)
Biological process (GO): transcription by RNA polymerase II; tRNA transcription by RNA polymerase III; transcription by RNA polymerase I
Cellular component (GO): RNA polymerase II, core complex; RNA polymerase III complex; RNA polymerase I complex
Molecular function (GO): DNA binding; zinc ion binding; DNA-directed RNA polymerase activity
Source: RefSeq, a predicted model, not a curated record
AUGAUCAUUCCAAUCCGCUGCUUCUCGUGUGGCAAGGUCACUGGCGACCUCUGGGAGCGCUACCUCCAGCUGAUCUCCGAGGGCAAGUCGGAUGGUGACGCGAUGGACGAGCUCGGUUUGCGCCGAUACUGCUGCCGCCGCAUGGUGAUGACCCACGUCGACCUGAUCGAGAAGCUCCUCAAGUAUACCCCAGACGGUCGCAACAUCAAGAAGCAGGAGAUGAACGAGACCGCAUCACGCUCCAACGAGAUAUAA